AUGUCCGCUCGACAAGCUAGUCGAUCUAAACUUAACAUCUGCCCUUUCCGUUGUAACACUCUCGUCCGGCCAUCGAACGACGAGAUGGGCGCGGUAACCCUGCAGUCAGCGCUGGGAAACCCCACGCUGCAGCAGCGAUGUAUGUAUUUGUGUAAAGGGAUAUUUAACUGUGGCAGUUUCCUGGGUCUGAUGGCACCGUCACGAAAGAAGAACCAGGAUGCUGAACUCACACUCAAACAUGCGCUGAUGAAUACAGGGGAACCAUGUAACAAGAUGGAGGCAGAGCAGAUGAUAGAUAAAGAUAGAGAUGGAACCAUUGAUUAUGAAGAUAUUAAUGUCAUCAAGGAUUAG
Molecule: messenger RNA, 351 nt
Organism: Chelmon rostratus (copperband butterflyfish)
Lineage: Eukaryota; Metazoa; Chordata; Actinopteri; Chaetodontiformes; Chaetodontidae
Product: calmodulin-like protein 6
Source: RefSeq, a predicted model, not a curated record